AUGAGGGCAGCAAUCAGGGCGGUGUUUUCGGAAGCCACACAUAGGCUGUGUGCUUGGCAUGUGGAGAAGAACGUGAUUUCGAAUUUGAAGGAUGAAGGCAUAAGACAACUUUUCACUAGGUGGCUGUACUCAAAUAUAGAGAUAGAAGAGUUUGAGGCAGAGUGGGACGCAGCUAUUGUUGAAUACCGACUUCAUGAUAGUUUUUGGGCAAAGGAAACCUAUGAUAAGCAGAACAUGUGGGCAAAUGCGUACUUAAGAGACAAAUUUCGUGCCGGGUUCCGCACUACUUCUCGAUGUAAAGGGAUUAAUAUGAAUAUCAAAAAGUUUCUUAAUACAAGGCACAAUCUUCUUGAGUUGGUGCAGAAUGUUGAGUUGAUGGUACGAGAGUAUCGGAAUAACGAGUUAGAGGACCACUUCAAGUCCAUUCACGGCAACCCAGUGAUCACGACUUGCUUGGACCCACUCAAGCGGUUUGCUGCCGAUGUUUACACACGAGAGUUAUUCUUGUACGUGAGGAGGGAAAUUGUAGGUGUCAGUGCAGUUAACUUUGUCGUAAAGGUUCGCCGAUCCACAACUAUGGUGUACACAGUUGAAGACUAUGGCAUUCCGGGUAGGCCACUAACAUUACUGUAUGAUAGGCAUGAGCAUGCGAGGGAAAUUCCAUCAAGGUUGGUGCUGAAUAGGUGGUGUAAUGAUGUUAAAUCAUUGGAUAACUACGGUGAAGGAAGAGCUGAUGAGUGCAGUGAGUGGGGAUUUCUAUUACGUCAGGGUGCAUUACACACUACAUCGCAGUGGUUUUCGUUCGUAACUGCACAUAGCCUGGGUUUGAUUAACACAGCGAUGAGUGGCAUACGAACUUUAUGCGAACAAAUCGAGGCUGUAUGUGAUCAAAAGGGUCCGUUGGCAAAGGGAAGAGAUACUCCCAGUGUGAAGGAUGCCGUGGUGGUUAAGACCAAAGGGGCUCCGCGAAUUAAGAAAAUGAGUGGUAGAAAGAGGCGCUGUAGCAUGUGUCGGAAAGCAGGACACACCUACACUGCACCGGAAAGCGGGGGGUGA
This is a messenger RNA of Arachis duranensis, 1056 nucleotides long. RefSeq names its product protein FAR1-RELATED SEQUENCE 5-like. Gene Ontology annotation, biological process: regulation of DNA-templated transcription. NCBI's taxonomy places the organism in Eukaryota, Viridiplantae, Streptophyta, Magnoliopsida, Fabales, Fabaceae. The transcript has 2 exons. The record is from RefSeq and is a predicted model, not a curated record. The coding region runs from base 1 to 1056 and encodes 351 amino acids.